UCGUCAAACCAAAGUUGUAUUCUUAGUAGUGAAGAUCGAUAUGUUCACGCAGGCAAUUCUAUUCAUCUGCCUUGCAACCCUUUCACAAGCAAAGCCAGGAGGACUAUAUGGAGGAUAUCAUGCAAGUCCAGUAUCAUACACUUACGCUGCGGCUUCACCGGUAGUGAAAUCUCUUAGUUACUCAGCCGCUCCAAUCUAUCAUCCUCCAGCAGCCCCUGCAGUCAUAUCUGCUCCUGCUCCAGUUUACGCUCAGGCCGCACCAAUUAUACAAGCUGCUCCGGCACCAGCCGUUGUCGCUGCCCCUGCCCCGACCUAUGUAGCAGCCCCUGCUCCUGCUCCAGUUGCUUAUGCUGCUCCUGCUCGAAUUGCGUAUGCUGCUCCAGCUCCGGCGCCUGUCGCUAUUGCAGCACCUGCACCUGCUCCAAUAGCUAUCGCUGCUCCUGCACCUGCUCCAAUAGCUUACGCUGCUCCUGCACCAGUAGCUGUAGCGGCCCCGGCACCAAUAGCAGUUGCAGCUCCAGCACCGAUAGCCGUGGCAGCACCCAAAUAUUAUGCCGCACCUGCUCCGGCACCCGUUGUUAUCCAAACUCCAGCACCGGUCGUUCAAGCUGCACCUAUUGUGAAACAAGUAGUUGCCGCAGCACCAGUCGUGAAAGCUAUUGUCCCGGAACCUUAUGACCCCAAUCCUCAGUACAGUUUCAGUUACGGUGUCACCGACCCCCAUACUGGAGACUCUAAGCAUGCCACUGAAUCAUUGGUCAAUGGAGUUGUGCACGGCAGCUAUUCUGUUGCCGAACCUGACGGAUCAAUCAGAAAGGUUACUUACACUGCUGACAAAAUUAACGGCUUCAACGCGAUUGUUGAAAAGCAAGGUGGGGCAAUUGCCGUCAAAGCUGUAGCUCCAGCUGCAAUCGUCAAAGCAGCCCCCGUGGCAGUAGUUAAGGCAGCUCCUGUUGCGGUUGCAGCUCCUGUCCAACCCAUCUAUCAUGCCGCACCUGUUGCCCACAUAGCACCUGCCAUAUCAUCAUAUGUGAAAGCUUAUUCUCCAUCUAUAGGCUAUCAUCAUUACGACAAUGUUGACGCAAUAAAGUAUUUGCGGAAAGCAUACGGUGGCACGCAAACGGUAACCAUCAACUUGUCAGCUAUUCGGGCAAACAAGUUGCUGGAAGCUGGCAAAGUCAAGAUCGGAUGGGUUAUUUGUAGGAUUCGGGAGAAAAUAUCUCCCGUAAUACGAAGAAUCAAAUGCAGUGAUCACCGCAAUCCUGUCAUCAAAUCUGAUCAUUUCACCAAAACAAUCUGCAGAAGGAGAAAGGGCGACAAAAAGUCCUGCCAAACUGGUCCGCCAGGUUUGUAUCAGUCUUACAGAACAGACAUGGCACUUAAGAUUUGCAUAUUGGCUGCCAUCGUAGCAGUUAGUCAAGCAGUGGUUGUACCAGCACCCCUAGCCUACGGACAUGGACCAGUAUUAGCCCCAGCGUAUGGACCAGCCAUUGCCAAAGUAGCAGCACCAGUUGUCGCCAAAGUUGCUGAUGACUAUGAUCCAAACCCACAAUACAGCUACAGCUACGAUAUUCAUGAUGCUAUCACUGGGGAUGCCAAGAGUCAAUCAGAAACUCGUUCCGGAGAUGUUGUACAAGGAGCAUAUUCACUAGUUGAACCAGACGGCACACGACGAGUUGUGGAAUAUACCGCCGAUCCCGUCAAUGGAUUCAAUGCUGUCGUCCAUAAGGAACCAGUCGCUACAAAAGUAGUUGCACCAAUAGCUCCAAUUGCCAAGAUUGCUGCUCCAUUCGGUAUUGCCCCUGUAGCCAAGAUUGCUGCACCAGCAUAUCCUGCCUACUAUCACGGUUAGAUCAUUGGAACAUAAAACGGUAGAAGAUAUUGUCAAUCUUAAGGAAUUGUUUAAAGAUCAACCAACAUCCACCUCAUUAUAAAAAGAAUUUCAUAUUGACAUACACUCGUAAGAAUUAUAUUGUUGACCUGAACUCUCACGCGCUUGCCUAAAUGGAUUAUCGAGUCCGUCUUUGCGUCAUGUUGUAUUAUAAAUGAUGAGAAAAUAUUUUUAUACUAUUUUCAAAUCAUUGACUAUAUUUAUAAUUGUAUAAUUGCAUAUAUAAUUGUUAAGGCUGUUUGACCGCGAUAAAUGUAAUACAUAUUAUAAUGUGUGCAAAUUAAAA
Molecule: messenger RNA, 2177 nt
Organism: Hermetia illucens (black soldier fly)
Lineage: Eukaryota; Metazoa; Arthropoda; Insecta; Diptera; Stratiomyidae
Product: calphotin-like
Exons: 7
Coding region: 41-1852 (603 amino acids)
Cellular component (GO): extracellular matrix
Source: RefSeq, a predicted model, not a curated record